GCCCGGGGCGCUGUGGCCGGGUGUGCUGAGUCACUCGCUGCACUGCACCCGGCAGCUGGCCUACGUCAUUGAAAAUGCUCAUUGGGCCCAGCUGUGUAGGGGACGGUGCGCACACUAGGUCCUGGAGGACACGUGCCGGCGGCAGGACUUCAACCCCAACGAAUAUGACCUGAAGUUUCAGAGAAAUGUGCUUGACCUCUCUCUCCAGUGGAGAUUUGCCAACCUGCCUAAUAACGCCAAGCUGGAGAUGGUGCCCAUCUCCCGGAGCCGCGAGGGGCCCGAGACCAUGGUGCGUAUAGCUCUGCAGCUGGAUGAUGGCUCCAGGUUGCAAGAUACUUUCUGUUCAGGCCAGACGCUCUGGGAGCUUCUCAGCCAUUUUGCACAGAUCAGGGAGUGUCUGGAGCAGCCGUGUGAGGCCAGCCCAGUCUGCGUGUACAUGAGGGGUGAGGUGACUGGCAGGGCUGCCCUGCAGAGCACAACACUGCAGUCGCUGGGCCUCACCGGGGGCAGUGCCAUCAUCAGGUUUGCCAUGAAGCGAUGUGACUCUGCUGGCAAGCAGGAGCCUGGGCCCUCCUGGAGCAAAAGCCCGGGAAGCCUGAUGCCAUCCACAGAGGCCGAGCAGGCCGCCAGCGGCCCUCGGCUUCCUUUGAAUUCAGCCGGGCUCAGCCAGGGCGAUGUGAGCCAUCAGGACGAGACAGCCAGCCUGGGGGCCGGCCUCACAGACGCUCAGACAGAGCAGAUCCUGAAGGAGCCCUCACCUGCCCCUUUUGUUCCUUUCUCGGGUGGAGGACAGCGGCUGGGGGGCCCCUCCGGGUCCGCAAGGCCUCUCAUGUCAUCUUCAGCCAAAUUGCCAAAGUCCUUCUCCAGCCCUGCGGGCCCCUCCAAGCCGAAGAAGUCAAGGCCUGGCCAGGAGCCCCAGCCGGAGCCGGAGCCGGAGCCGCCAGUGGACCGAGACCCCGUGGUGUGCCACCCCGACCUGGAAGUGCUGCUCCAGGCCUGGCCCUCAGAGCUGCCUGACGAGUUCUUCGAGGUGACCGUGGACGACGUCAGGAGACGCUUGGCCCAGCUCAAGAGCGAGCGGAAGCGCCUGGAAGAAGCCCCCUUGGUGACCAGGGCCUUCCGGGAGGCUCAGAUGAAGGAGAAGCUGCAGCGCUACCCCAAGGUGGUCCUGAGGGUCCUGUUUCCUGACCGCCACGUUCUGCAGGGCUGCUUCCGCCCCAGUGAGACCGUGGGGGACUUGCGGGACUUCGUGAGGAGCCACCUGGGUGACCCCGAGCUGCCGUUCCACCUGUUCAUUGCUCCUCCGAAAACCAUCCUGGACGACCACAUGCUGACCUUGUUUCAGGCUAACCUCUUUCCUGCUGCCCUCGUGCACUUCGGACCCGAGGAGCCGACAGGCACCUACCUGGAACCCAGGCUGCUGGAACACACCAUCUCCCCGUCUGCAGCUGACGCGCUGGUGGCCAGGUGCAUGUCCAGGACAGCCGGGACCCCACCACCGCCGCCACCGCCGCCAGCCUCCGACCCUGUGCCCUCGGAGUCAGAGCCGACUGCUGAGGAAGGGGCCGUGGAGCCCCCCGAGCCCGGCCCCCGGAUGGCCCAGUCUGCAAGGAGGGGUCUGGGCAAGGUGCCCAAGUGGCUAAAGCUGCCAGCCGGCAAGAGGUGAGCGCCGCCGGCCCAGAGGUGCCCAGUCUGCCGGCCACAGGACCCCUGCCCACCCUGAGCGGGAAUAAAGUCGCGAGCUUCUCUCGAGA
This is a messenger RNA of Vicugna pacos (alpaca), 1754 nucleotides long. Lineage: Eukaryota; Metazoa; Chordata; Mammalia; Artiodactyla; Camelidae. The record is from RefSeq and is a predicted model, not a curated record.